Nannizzia gypsea CBS 118893 is the source of this 1365-nucleotide messenger RNA. RefSeq lists its product as hypothetical. Lineage: Eukaryota; Fungi; Ascomycota; Eurotiomycetes; Onygenales; Arthrodermataceae. The transcript has 3 exons. Bases 1 to 1365 code for a protein of 454 amino acids. The record is from RefSeq and is a predicted model, not a curated record.
AUGCUAUAUUUCUGGUAUUAUAUUUUAUUUAGAUCUUCUCGUCAAAUAGCGAAUUUCUGUGGCAGGACGGCCAAGUCGAGUGCGGGGGUUAUUUGCAAACCAAUUCAUUUAAUUCUGUUGACCGGCUUCCCUUGCUCGGGGCUGACCUACCGUGCGCGCCAACUAGCUACGUUCUUCGAAGACCUGCAAUCGUCCCUCCCUGCUACCUCCAAAUCUCGAUAUAAAAUCCAUAUCGUCACUUCACACGAUGAAGCCCACCCACGCACUGUAUACGAUACUGCCAGAUCAGAAAAGCAGGCAAGAGCUGUGGUGUACGCUCGCGUGAAAAGGUUACUAGGAAGAGAUAGCAUUGUUAUUGUGGAUGGAAUGAAUUAUAUAAAGGGCUGGCGGUAUCAACUGUGGUGUGAGAGUAAAGAAGCCAGGACAACAAGUUGUGUGGUCCAUAUAGGAACUCCAAUAGACCAGUGCAUCUCCACGAAUGAGGCUCGCCUGAAAAAAAAGCGAGAAAUUAUGGAAACCUGUGAUCAGCAGCCGGAACCAGCCUCUGUCGAUCCUGAAGCAGAACAGCAGGCCGAAUCUGGCGACGAGGCUACGACAACGGGUGCCGCGGUUGGGGAUAAUGAGGAACCAUACCCACCAGAACUAUUGACUAACCUCAUAUAUCGUUAUGAGGAACCCUCUACAGCGAGCCGUUGGGAUAAACCGCUUUUUACUGUACCCUGGGCUGAUACAACGCCCCCCAUUGAUGACAUAUGGUUUGCCAUAACCGGGCAGAAGAUAACGAAAGAAGAGAACCAAAAUAAGCCUGCUUCCGGUUUAUUCUCUCAAACUGACCCUGGGCCUAAUGAGACGAGUUCUACGGCUGAUGCACCCUCCAUUGCCACUUCCGCUAAAAAAACCUCCCUCCAGCGACCUACAUCAACUCGACCAAAAAUAGUCCCUCACCAAGCGACGGCAGCGCCGCCAAAAACGGAUCCAACCGCACUAUACGCGAUUGAAAAAACCACAUCAGAAAUAAUAUCAACAAUACGCAAAUAUUCCUUGGAGAACCGAUCACCAUCUUCUUCCACCUAUUUAGCAAACCCACAGGCCCCUGGCAUAACGAUACCCAUUCCUUCUACAAAGACAUCUGUCUAUAUACCUCCUUCGACUCUUGCUUCUGCCCCUACAGAUGAUUUAGCCGGCGCAGGAGGAGUUCUAACGCUCCCACGCCUACAAAGACUAAGAAGACAGUGGGUUGGAAUGAAUAGGGCAUUUGCUGGGCAUGGCCAUGGUAUGGGCCAAGGCAGGCUGAAUGAAGAAGAAGUCGGCGAAGCGUUUGUGAGAUUUUUAAAUGCUGAGUUUGAAGGCAUGACCGAAUUCUAG